Messenger RNA from Leishmania major strain Friedlin, 2073 nucleotides. RefSeq lists its product as hypothetical. The coding region runs from base 1 to 2073 and encodes 690 amino acids. The record is from RefSeq and is a predicted model, not a curated record. Lineage: Eukaryota; Euglenozoa; Kinetoplastea; Trypanosomatida; Trypanosomatidae. The transcript has a single exon.
AUGCACGAAGCACUACUAAGUCUUCACAGCUCGCCAGAGAGCCUUUUGUCGGCUGAUCGGAGAUUCUGCUCCACCGCAGAUAGAAGCAUACGUCGCAGCACCCCGCAGGCGUUGCAACCGCCUCCGCCGUCUCGCUUACCGAGGCGGGCAACCUCUUCACCACUCACAUCGCCGUCGACCACGGCGGCGAUAGAAAGCACCAGCAGAGCAGCACGGCAUCGCGGCGCACCGCAAGGCUCCACUUUCUAUUCCGUCGCUGCCAUGAACACACAGACGCAAGAAGCACUCGUCACGUCGCACCUGCGCACGCCAGAUCCGCGUGAUAGUAGUACCCUCGAUCGCAGCCAGUGCCAGAGCGUAGACCUGCCGCCCAAGCAGCGGGGCAGCGUGCGGAAGCGGAGAGGCGGGGGUGGUAUGGCCUCAGAGGCCUCCUUUCGGUGCUUCCGCACCGGGCCAGGCGCCACGCUAGCUAAGGCGGCCGGCAUCACCCGCAGCGCCAUUGCAUCGGAUGAGGGGGACCGCAGUAGUGUGAGCGGACCCGGCGGACCGAGCAGCAGAAACGACACCCCGCUGAUCAUCGACUACUCCUCUAGUCCUCUCACGCUGGCGGUCAACAGUGCGAACGCGAACAAUGCCAUCAAAAACGCAAGCAGCGCUACGAGCGUGGACAGCGUUUCGAUCAGCAAGCCUGUACGUCUCAGCUUGACUCCACCGACGCCGCUUGUCGAAAUGGCACCCGUUUCAGCUUCUUCGAACACCGCACAGUCGAAGACGUCAUCGAGUUCUUCAGUGGUGCAGCCAGAGGUUGUGGCCACGCCGCUAUUCCUGAUGCGCCAAGCCCCGCUAAAGUCGCCUACCGGAGUGUCGCGCCACCGCAGUAGCCGCUCCCGGCAGGAUUCAUGUGCGUCUCUUUCCGCAGCGUCCACCGUCUCCGUAGAGGACCCGAGUUGCUCGCACUGCAGCCGCCGCGCGAGCUCCGCGUGCUCGUCUUGCACGGACACGGGAGUGAGCGGCUUUCCCAGGCCGGCGUUCAAUCGCCGCGUGCACUUCUUGUUAGGUGAUCCUGCCGGAGGUGGUCUCGCAGCCGCUGAGGGCCUGACGGCGUCUCUGCGGUGCAGCGAUGAAGCCGGAGCGCGGCUUCUGCUGUGCCCAUCGACCUCCUCGAUUGCGGUGCCGACGCCGUCGGAUGCCGAUCAAAGGCCGGCGUUCUCCGCGAAUAGCAGCAGUAAUAGCAAGUCCGUCCUGAGCGCGUCAUCUGAGUCUCUCCAUGGGCAUCUGCAGCUCGGCCCCUCCUUCGGUGGGGCGGCGACGCGCCCGGCGUUGUCUUCGCUGUCGCUCAACCGGUCGUCGACACCGCUUGUUCAGAGCGGUGGCGCCUCGGUGUUCUCGUUGCACCUCCACAAGAAAGAUGGGCGCAUCGAGGCGACGCCAUCCUUCGCCCCGGCCAAAAGCCCGGGCAGCAGUGGCAUGAGGGCCACCGAGGUUGGUGGUGUGUGCUUCCAUUCUGCUGUCUCCGCGACGACGGCGUCUGCGACGCGUAUCGCUUCCUCGCGGAGCAGUACCUCGGGAACCCACGCGACUGCAACCUAUCAGCCGGGCCAACCGCUGCCCAAGCCCGCGCUGAAGCAGGUCUCUCGAUACAGCGAAGGCUGGAGCGCCGCCGACAGUCGCACGGGUUCGAAACUCGUGAACGAAGGCAGCGAUCGAUGGUCGUGGUGGCGGUCUAACGCAGCGGCGGGUGCUGGCACGACAGCAUCCGGGUCCCCUGGGCCGCUGUCCUUGACGAGUGUGGUGGACCGGCGCUUCACCAGCUACUUGCAAGGAGCGCUUAUUUCUCGGCAGCGGCAUCGCGUGAACGCCGCUGAGGAGGCGUCCGCAACGGCAGGGAGAGCGGCGGUCGCCGGAGGGGUUGCCGCGAGGUCGCCAACGGCGCCCUCUUCAGUGCGAACUCCGGGCAGUCGUGGCAGAAGGGCCGAGCUACUAGUGAGGUUGUGGCUUGUGAAGUGGUCACUGGUGGGCAUGGUGGUGCUCGCGGCAUUCUUCUUUAUCUUGAUCGAGCUCGUCGCGGACUGA